UAUCGGGCCGGGGGCUGCAUGGAACUGCUUCGCAUGGGGGCUGCACAUUGCCGACCCCUGCCUUAGUGUAACACACAAUAGGUUUCAUUUUAUAAAUUCUGUGUCGCAAUAAUGUCGAAAAAGGGAAAGUCGGUCUAUUUUGUCUUUUAUAAUAGAGAUGGUCAUGUUUGCUUGCGUAGGUGAGGGAGAUACAUGCCCGAAGGAGAUCAGCUGCCUAUCAGAGCCCACGACAGGCAUUCUCUUCAAUUGCUGUUUCUGCACCCAUGUCACCAGGGAUCAGCGUGGAAUCCUCACUCAUCUGGUUGACCACGGUGAUGAACAACUCAAGUGCCAGUACUGCUUCGAGUUUUUUUCCAAGGAAGAAGAUUUGAGAUGCCACGCUGAGAUUCACAAGCCAGAAAGAAAUUUUGGGUGUCAACUAGGCCCAGCAGCAUUCUGGAAAAAUAGUCCAUUGGUCAAUCGCAUUCAAGCCCACACUGGUAAAAAACCUCCCAAAUGCCAGGAAUGCCUGCAAACUCUUUCUCUGUGUAAUUGCCUGAGGUCUCAUAUACAAGACCAGACGAGCAAAAAACUUUUCAAAUGUGAGCUAUGUCCCCAGGCCUUUAGGGACAACGCAAAGCUGACCCGCCACAGUCGGACACACACAGGCGAGAGACCUUACAAAUGCGAGCAGUGUCCCCUAGCUUUUAGCGACACUCAGAAGCUGACUUGCCACAUUCGAAGUCACACCGGUGAGAGGCCUUACAAAUGCGAGAUAUGUACCCAAGCCUUUAGCCAUAGAGGAAAUCUGACACGACACAUUAGAACGCACACAGGCAAGAGACCUUGCAGAUGCAAGCAGUGUCCCCAAGCCCUUAGUCGGAGCCUGAAGCUGACCAGCCACGUUCAAACGCACACGGACGAGAGACAUUACAAAUGCGAACGAUGUCCACAAGCAUUUAAUAGGCUUGGAAACCUGAUCCGUCACAUUCGAAAACACACAGGCGAAAAACCUUACAAGUGUGGGCUAUGUCUCCAAGCCUUUAGUGAGAAUGCCAAGCUGACCCGCCACAUUCGAACGCACACUGGUGAGAGACCUUACAAAUGCGAGCAGUGUCCCCUAGCCUUUAGUGACAGCCAGAAGCUGACUCGCCACAUUCGAACUCACACAGGUGAGAGACCUUACAAGUGUGAGCUAUGUCCCCAAGCCUUUAUCUCUAGAGAAGAUCUGAAACUACACAUUCGAACGCACACAGGCGAAAGACCUUACAAAUGCAAGCAGUGUCCUCAAGCCUUUAGCCGGAGCCUGAGGCUGACCAUCCACCUUCGAAUGCACACAGGCGAAAAACCUUACAAAUGCGAACAAUGUCCGCAAGCAUUUUGUGCGCGUGGGAGCCUGGUCCGCCACAUUCGAAAACACACGGGUGAAAGACCUUACAAAUGUGAGCUAUGUCCCCAAGCCUUUAGUGAGAAUUCAAAGCUGACCCGCCACAUUCGAACGCACACUGGCGAGAGACCUUACAAAUGCGAGCAGUGUCUCCAAGCCUUUAGUGACAGCCAGAAGCUUAUCCGCCACAUUCGAAGUCACACAGGCGAGAGACCUUACAAAUGUGACCUAUGUCCCCAAGCCUUUAGCCGUAGAGAAAAUCUGACACUGCAUAUUCGAACGCACGCAGGCGAAGGACCUUACAAAUGCAAGCAGUGUCCCCAGGCCUUUAGUGAGAAGCUGAAGCUGACCCGCCACAUCCAAACGCACAUGGGCGAAGAUCUCACAAAUGUGAGCAGUGUCUCAAAGCCUUUAGUCAAAGUGAAAAGGUGACCUGCCAUUUUCGAAUGCACAAUACUGAAAGAGAAGUUCAAGCAAUGCUUCACGUCUCGUGCGUGUAAGAACUUGACACUAUGCAUUCAAAUGCAGGAGACACUAGAAAUGGUAUGUCCUAUGACUUGUCCAGGUCUGCUGGGCCGAGCAGAAUUUUUACAAGAAAUUGGCCGUGGAAUUUGCAAAUAGCAGCAGUCCGAGUUUCGCUCCGAGUCUGGUCAGCCAUACGAACACAGACAAUUGCUUGCCUUUGUUGGCAGUUUGCACAAGGCUUUCUUUACAUAACAUAUACGAUUGGGCCAAUUGGUUCAUCAUUUGAAGUAAAAAGAGCACAGACACGGACAGCCAAAGAGGACAAACAGCACUGGUGUUUGUCGCCUUUUACUCUUUUAGUGUCUUCGCACUGUUUGUGCUUUCUUUACAGUGCUGCUUCCUAGCCACUAGAAGUUGUGUGAGGAGAGGAGGUGGAUUUAUAGUAAUGCAUUACCUUUAAAGGGAUACUUCAACGAAAUUUGAAAUAUUCCCGUCGUGUUCAAAAAUAGGUUGAGUAUGAUCCACAAUAUCCGUAAAUGACAAUCGCAGAUUUGUAUUUUGAGCCUGGGGGCUGUAUUUUUAGUUAUUAUUGGCCCACUCUGGCAAAUGCUCGGAGAAGGCCCAGCGGAGACCACGUGACAUCCAAUGCAAUCGUGACGUAGGUCGUCUCAAGACGAGCAAAGCUAUGGCGAGGCUGACGUCGAGAGGAUGGCCUAGUCGUUCCAGCCACCGAAGCGGCUGCUUUUGUAUGAGUUUUGAGUGACGGGUUAAUCUUCUGUAAUCUUGUAGGGGGACAAUAGCGACUUCUGCGACACACGAAAGGCAUUCUCGGGAAGAGGGGAGUUCCUCCUGCCCCUCUUCUCUCGUCGUGGCCGGAGACGAGACAACCUCUGUCACUAGCUGUCAAGGUUCCUAGAUGGGCAUUACAAGCGAGGCGUUAGUGACAUCCACCAGGUGCUCUUUGCUAAUCGUUUAAUUUGUUUUAAAAUUCCUUUUUGUGACUUUUUUAACAAGAUAUUGGUAUGUUCGAUGUGAUGCUGCUUUUUUUAACAUUUUGAACGAAGAUUCGAAAAAAUGAGCGGCGAAAUUUCGUUGUAGUAUCCCUUAAUAAUAAUGCAAAUGGAAAACAGCCUUCACUAACCACCUCAGCCUGAUACAUCUCGGUGGCCCCUAUCUAGAAAGGGACUAGACCUGCCUGAAUACUUAGUGUUCAAAGCAUUUGUGUGGGAGUUGCCUCAGGAAUGAAAACUGUAAAGACAAUUUUAUGUAACUUUGUCAGUUUCAAUUAUAUGCAGACUUUUUGCAUUGAAGAACGUACAGUCAUGACUCGUUAAUAUGAACACCUCUGUUUGUCCAAAAGUUGUCCAGAAUGUGAGUCGUCCAUAAUAACAAGACAAAAUUUUAUGUAUUUGCCCAGUGUGUCCUUGAAAAUGGUGUCCAUAUUAAAUUGAUGCUGAAGCGGUUCUGUAUUUGAGGAAGAACAUGUAAAGCAGGGUUCUCAAACACGUGGCCUGCGGGCCGUAUGCAGCCCGCGACUCGCUGGGACGCGGCCCGCAAGAAACCGGCUACGAGUCCCAGUUCCCAUGUCUCAAGUGCUAGAAAUGGCAUGUGCCAUAGUGAUCUGAUCUCGUCGAUUACUUUUCGCUCGCUUUUAACGUGUUCACAUAGUUUAUUCUUAUAUGCGUUCAUUGGCCCUUUGUUUCGAUUUAUUUUUUGCUUCCCAGCUUUUUGUAAUGCACAAAAAUUCCGCUACUAUAGU
Ixodes scapularis (black-legged tick) is the source of this 3590-nucleotide messenger RNA. RefSeq names its product zinc finger protein OZF. Bases 158 to 1798 code for a protein of 546 amino acids. Lineage: Eukaryota; Metazoa; Arthropoda; Arachnida; Ixodida; Ixodidae. The record is from RefSeq and is a predicted model, not a curated record. The transcript has a single exon.